Molecule: messenger RNA, 1920 nt
Organism: Paraglomus occultum
Lineage: Eukaryota; Fungi; Glomeromycota; Glomeromycetes; Paraglomerales; Paraglomeraceae
Source: the annotation of a GenBank genome assembly
AUGAAUACUUCAAUACCUGUUGUUACUUUGUCACCGGACGAAACGUCAUUUCCGUAUUCAUUGCCUAGCUCACUCUUCUCCCAAUCCUUAUCGAUGAAACUUCAUACAAUGCUCUCGGCUGAUUUAUCGACUCUAGUCAACAACCCAGAAGACGCAGACGUAAUGAUAAAAUGUGGUAAAGAACAAGUACGAAUAUGGGGUCAUUCGUUGAUACUAAAAACACGAUCGAGUUUCUUCAAAGAAGCUCUCACAGAGGAAUACUUACUUUCCGAGGACUUGUGCACGGUUGUUGAGAUUGGAAUGGAGAAAGAAAUUGUUGAGCUUUUGGUUGGAUAUUUAUAUACAGGCACUAUUAUAAAACCGCUUUCCCAAAACAUUGUCCUUCCUCUCCUCGUUGCAGCUAAAUGCUUGUCGAUAGACGAAUUAAUAGAUCCCUUCCAAACUCUGCUAACAACUAACUAUCAACAAUGGUCAAAAUCAAACUUUGUAUCUGUUCUUUCUUGUGUACAUUUACAUCCCGAAUUUGAGAUUCUGUCUCAGUAUGCGGACGAGCUCUUGCGAACUAGACCAGAACUAUUGUUCAAAUCAGAAAAAUUCACAACGUUAGAGGAAAACGUACUACUCGACAUAUUACAGCGGGGUAUAGCGAAUACCAGACAGACAGAGUUAUGGGAUUCUGUUCUCAAAUUCUCUAUUGCGAAUACGCCAGAAAUACAAUAUCUUGUAAUAUCAAAAUCAAUUUAUGAUACAUCUCAGUGGUCCCCAUAUCAUUUCAAGUGUCUCAAACGAACUCUUGACAAGUUUGUUGAAUUUGUAAACUUUCAAGCGAUUCCUCCCGCAGAAUUUAAGAAAGUGCAUCCAUUUUUAUUCAUACUUCCACAACAUGUAUCUCGAGAAAUCAUCAAACUUAAGAUCGAUUCGACGACAAUGUCGCAGAAGCAGGCGGAUUGGGUAGCUGAGAGAAUUCUUAGUGGACGAAGGAGUCAGAGGCCAAAACAUGUGGAAGUCGUCAGGGAGGGAAUGAGAAGUGAUUGGCAAUGCAAGGAGGGGAAUGAUGCAAACGAUGAUGAAAUACACAACCUCGGCGUCACCGAUGGUAUUGGUGAUAUUAACAGUAUAGGAACACCCCCUCCUCCUCCCCCACCCCCUCUUACCACGGUUUCAUACAAGAAAUCCGUCAUGAAGAAACUCUCAUUUCGUAAUGGUCCCAGUUCCUUCCCAUCCCCCUCUCCUACCUCCACUGUCUUUCCAUCGAUCCGGCCAGCUUCUCCAAAAGGCUCCCGGGUCCAUUUUCGUCUUUUGGUUCGUGGUUCGCGGGACGGAUUCACGCCAUCUGUAUUUCACCAACGAUGUGAUAAUAAAGGACCAACAAUAACGGUAGUAAGGGUGAGAGGCACGAACGAGGUGAUAGGAGGGUAUAAUCCACUAUCUUGGCGCAAAGCAGAUUACAGGGUCGGGUGUUUUCAUUCUAGCGAUAAGGCGUUUAUUUUUAAUUUCAAUGAUUGGAACGCAAGAGGUGAAAAGAAACGAACUUUCGGUGAUGACGCGACUGUCGACAGACUUCAUCCCAUAUAUGAAUAUUCCAUCCCACCAUCGCAUAAUUUACCGCCUUCCCCGCUAUUUCAUCCUCAGCUGCCUCCAACCCCAACAUCAUCAUCUCCGUCUCCGCCUCCAUCUCUAAACACUACAAUUAUUUCAUUGCCUAUCAUAUCUUAUCCAGUGGUUCCAAAUAACGCGAUUGUCUGCAAUAGUUUAAUGGGUCCACACUUUGGUUAUUCAGAUCUAAGUCUACAAGAAAACUUUCGCUACGAUAAUCGGUGCUAUUGUGUGCGGAGUAGUUAUGACAAAGCGAUUCGAGACGAUGAUGGGUUCUUUAGCGUUGACGAGUAUGAAGUUUUUCAAGUCGUUUGGGAAGAUUAA